AUGAUAUGGGAGUAUUAUAACGGUAAAAUCCUGUUUGUCACAGGCGGAACGGGAUUCGUAGGGACGACAGUCCUCUAUCGACUGUUGACCCAGUCGACUCCAAAGCAUGUGAAAGCUCAGGAAAAAUGGAACGCCAUGCUUCCAAAACCACUUGCCAAUGUUCUCACCCAGAGCCAGCGCAUGACGAUUCUGGACGGCGAGUUGGGCGAUACAGCGACGAUGAAUCUUCCCGAUGAUGACUUACAGAUGCUCAAAAGGACUGUUCAUAUCAUCAUUCAUGCCGCAGCCUCAAUUGCGCUGAAAAACUCGCUGAGAGAACUUUCUUAUACUGUCAUUGCCCCAACCCUGUGUCUGACGAAUUAUGCCUUGAAAUUCCCCAAUCUGGAGAAAUUCAUCUUUCUUUCCAGUGCAUAUGUCAACGCCCAUCUGUGGACGACUAGCAAGUCGCAUGACGUGACCGUGGAGGAGAAAAUCUAUGGCCUUAGUCGAGAGAAUAAAAGCCCCUUUCAAGAUGCACCAGAUAUAUGGCGACAAGUCCAAAAAGACGGCACAUCUGACGAGUACGAGGCUCAUGAUUUCCCCUGGCCGUAUGCAUACGCCAAACACCUGGCAGAACGACUUGUUCUAGAAAGAGCCGCUGAAAAGGACGCACUAGACAAGAUCCUAAUCAUCCGGCCUUCCGUUGUUGGCCCUGCUGAGGAAUUUCCAUAUCAUGGCUUUGCCACAUCCUAUUCAACGCCAUCCACAGCCUGUGCUGCGGCCUAUGCGCUACAUCCUGGCCGGAAAAUCGUCCUGGCGACGCGAUGCGAGAAUCCGGACCAAGAAGCAACUAUUGACGAGGUUCCGGUGGAUGUGGUGGCUGAUCGGCUGCUGGUACAUACCGCUUUAGGGACAAGCGGAUGUCUUCAUGCCGUCAGCGGAGAGAAGGGCCGCCUGAGCCUUGAGGACUGGUGGCAUGCAUUCAAGCGCGAGCGCCGUCUACCCUGGAAUGUGAAGCCUGUCUGGGUCAAAGAAGACUGGCAUUCAGUCAAUAUGCACCAGUUGGCCAGGAGCUUCAAGAUCAUCGGGACAUCCUUCGCCUUUGCCGAAGAUAAAACAGACCAGGUCGCUGAGACGUUAAGCUCGGAGAAUUCAGAGAAUCUCAAACUGUACGCAGAUCGAUCGAAGCCAUACCAUCAUACUUUGAUUUCACGGCGUCAUCACAUCCAUGAUAUGGCGAAGUAUAUGGCAAAGAAGAAGAAGUGGCCCGCGUGCACCGCUGGGUUGUUCUGUAGGAAAGGCAACCCACCCGCCCACCAUGUGGAUCUGUUGAACGAGAAGGUUCUCGGUCACUAA
Messenger RNA from Penicillium macrosclerotiorum, 1335 nucleotides. RefSeq lists its product as uncharacterized. NCBI's taxonomy places the organism in Eukaryota, Fungi, Ascomycota, Eurotiomycetes, Eurotiales, Aspergillaceae. Gene Ontology annotation, molecular function: alcohol-forming very long-chain fatty acyl-CoA reductase (NADP+) activity. Bases 1 to 1335 code for a protein of 444 amino acids. Gene Ontology annotation, biological process: long-chain fatty-acyl-CoA metabolic process. The record is from RefSeq and is a predicted model, not a curated record. Gene Ontology annotation, cellular component: peroxisome. The transcript is spliced from 2 exons.